AUGCUGUCAGAGGUCCAGUGGCCACAUUUGAGAGGGACGCACCGCACGAGUAGGUUGUCCUCAACGCAGCAUAGACAGAACAAACUAAUGUAACUCCUCCAAGGGUCAAAUGAGUAGCAGUCCUAUUUCUUCUCAUCGCAGUUUGUAAUUCUGGAUAUGCCGCAUGUCAGGUGCAGAACAGGAAAGGGUCUGAUUCACACACUCCCUGUUUCCUCAGCUCUUACAUUCUACCAAAAUUAAGCAUUCGUCAAAUUCUUUAAUUCAAUGAAUGAAGCAAAGUCCUGUCCCAAUGGAAUACUGACAAUAUCCUGGCUUGGUGUUGACUGUUGAAAUAUGCUCUCAUGUGAGAUUAAGACAGGGAAACAACACAGUUACACAGAUGGCCUAAAUUGCUAAACAAAAGCACAGUCUUUAUCCUAACCUGUUAAACGACUGCUCCAAGAUGGCAAACCCCAGCUCACUCUUGGUCACUGAUGGGGCAGUGCAGAGGCAGGUUGAAGAGGAUCAAUAUAUCCUCUAUGGCGUGGCUGAAGAGGAUGCGUGUGAGUUGGGGUUCACUAGGAAGUAUGACCUCAUCCCAUCCAUCGUCUGCUCAGUAUGCUUUCUGUUCGGCCUCAUCUACUGCUUUUUUGGAUACCGCUGCUUUAAGAUGGUCAUGUUUCUGUCCGGCUUCAUGUUUGGGUCUGCACUAGUCUGCAUGUUGUACCAUAAGGAGCCUGUGCUGGACACCCAAUUGACUACAGAGACCAAAGCAGGCAUCCUCCUGGGAGUGGCUGUGCUCUGUGGCCUGGUGACUAUGCUGGUACAGACUGUGGGGUUCAUCAUUACUGGCCUACAUCUGGGGAGUCUGCUCACCCUUGCCAACCUGCUGGUUGUCGGACAGUUUUACAGCCUUACCCCCCUAUGGGCGCCUCUCGGUGCCCUCCUGGCCAUGAGCACCUUUUGUGCCAUUCUCACACUGCAGUGGCAGAAACUAUUCACUGUGCUCUCCACGGCUGCAGUCGGUGCCGCUGUGGUGAUGGCGUGUGUGGACUUCUUCGUAGAGACGUCGCUGCUGGCUGGCCAUGCGUACGACAUCCUGUCUCAGGUUCCUCCUCGUUCCCUCUGCUGGUACAGCUGGGUUAUAACAGGUGUAUGUCCUCUAUUCAGUCUGAUGGGGGUGCUGGUGCAAUGGAUGCUCACUUCCAAAGGAGUGUCCCACACAGAAGUACCUGUCAGUGGCCGACAAAGACAGGUCCAACUGAUGCGAAUCAGACGAAGAGAUGCCCAGAGACGACCCCAGCAGGGCACUUACCGCCAUCGCAAGCCUCCAAUCCUAAAGCGCUAUGCUGGGGACGUCCUGGCCCCAAGUUACAUCCAAAGCAUUCGUGACCGCCAGAUGGGUACAGGCUCCUCUACCAACAGCAACAGCACAGUCAACCACACCAUGAUUGACUUUGAGACAGGCUCCAUGGUGCCCCUGACUGCCUCCUCCCUAGUUUAUAGGGUCUGAGGGAUGACCACCAAAUACUAGGCAUCCCCUCCCAGUUCCACUUAGGUGCCCUAUACCUCUCUCCAGCAGACCAUUCAUAGACUGUUUUUUGAGACGACAGAAUGAUUCUUGAGACAAAAUUCAAAAUACUAAAUCAAUCUGUUGUUUUGUUUAUUAUUGACAGUCUUAAGGUAUCAGACAGUCAAUCGUAAUAUAACACAUUGAUCCUUCUUCCAAUAAAUCAAAUUGCUUUAUUUUA
Molecule: messenger RNA, 1730 nt
Organism: Oncorhynchus nerka (sockeye salmon)
Lineage: Eukaryota; Metazoa; Chordata; Actinopteri; Salmoniformes; Salmonidae
Product: transmembrane protein 198-like
Exons: 5
Coding region: 443-1492 (349 amino acids)
Cellular component (GO): plasma membrane
Source: RefSeq, a predicted model, not a curated record